This is a messenger RNA of Neolamprologus brichardi, 1294 nucleotides long. It is a transcript of the gene mtnr1al, whose product is annotated as melatonin receptor type 1A like. Lineage: Eukaryota; Metazoa; Chordata; Actinopteri; Cichliformes; Cichlidae. Gene Ontology annotation, biological process: G protein-coupled receptor signaling pathway. Gene Ontology annotation, molecular function: melatonin receptor activity. Gene Ontology annotation, cellular component: plasma membrane. The record is from RefSeq and is a predicted model, not a curated record.
AUGGACCCGAUGCGACUCGUCGACCCCCGGCACCUCCCGCAACUGAUGCCCCUGGAGGACCGGGAGCCCACCGCGGCGACGGGCACCCUGGGGCCCCGCAACUCCACGCCGGCCGCGGGAGGAGAGGCCCCGCAGCACCACGCCGUGCCCUGGGUGGCCACCCUGCUGGCCGGUGUCCUCAUCGCGACCAUCGUGGUGGAUGUUAUCGGGAACCUGCUGGUCAUCGUCUCUGUGUUCAGGAACAGGAAGCUCAGGAAAGCAGGAAACGCCUUUGUUGUGAGCCUGGCCUUUGCUGACUUGGUGGUUGCCAUCUAUCCCUACCCGCUGGUGCUCACUGCCAUUUUCAACGAUGGUUGGAUUGCCGGCUACAUCCACUGUCAGAUCAGUGGCUUCCUCAUGGGCCUCAGCGUAAUUGGCUCCAUCUUUAACAUCACGGGCAUCGCCAUCAACCGCUACUGCUACAUCUGCCACAGCCUCAAGUAUGACAAGCUCUUCUCCAACAGCAACACCAUGUGCUAUGUUGUGCUCGUCUGGGCGCUCACCAUCCUCGCCAUCGUCCCCAACUGGUUUGUGGAGUCGCUGCAGUACGACCCGCGGGUUUACUCCUGCACCUUCGCCCAGUCCGUCAGUUCACUGUACACCAUCGCCGUGGUGGUGGUGCACUUCAUCUUGCCCAUUGGCAUUGUCAGCUACUGCUACCUGCGUAUCUGGAUUCUGGUCAUCCAGGUGAGGCGGCGGGUCAAGCCAGACUCGAGACCUAAAAUCAAGCCACACGACCUCCGCAACUUCCUCACUAUGUUUGUGGUGUUCGUGCUCUUCGCUGUUUGCUGGGCGCCGCUGAACCUGAUUGGCCUGGCGGUGGCAGUGGACUCCACGCUGGGCCGUGCCAUCCCAGAGUGGCUGUUCACAGCCAGCUACUUCAUGGCGUAUUUUAACAGCUGCCUCAAUGCCGUCGUCUACGGUGUCCUGAACCAUAACUUCAGGAAGGAGUACAAGAGGAUCGUCCUCAUCAUCUUCAAGUUCCACUGCUGAGAUGGAAUACUUGGAAAUGCAGCGAUUUUUAUCUUUAAUGACAUGAAAGAUAAAAAGAACUUUACCCUGACAGGAAAAUAAAAUAGGACUGAUGAAAUGGAAAGAAAGCAAAUAAAGGUACAGUGGAAGGAGGACAACAAGAGCACUGAGUGGGAGAGAAAAAUAGGAGCGCUUUAAUAGCUGCAGGAGGAGAGAUGAAGAGCAGACAAAGUGAAAUAAAUGUUGCCACACUGAGAGUUAUCAGUGAUGCCUUCAGGGAAAC